AUGGAUGCAGAGGUUGAGAGAGCCAUCAGCUUUGCCGAGGAUGAGAAUGACGACAGCUACGAUGUCAGGAAGGAAAACCGAUUUGGUGAGGUUACGGUAAUAGAUAACGCAAAAGAUCUAAUUACGCACGUUCUUCAUGUGGACGACAAUCCAGAUGACUCUCCGUGGACAUUUCGCGCACUGACAAUUGGCCUCAUUUUGUGCAUUUUCGCGUCAGUGCUACAGGAGAUCUUCUAUUUCAAGCCCCAGGUCAUCUACGUGUCAGUUGUAUUCCUUACAGUGAUUGCAUACAUUUUGGCUUUACCAUUUCAUUUCAUCCCACGCCCGAGUGGUGAUGGCAUCAUAGCACGACUAUGUCGCUUUCUCAAUCCGGGCGAUUUCAAUUCCAAAGAGCACGCGUUCAUGGUGAUUAUGGGCUCUGCUGGCUCAACAUCUGCAGUAGCAACGCAGAUCCUUGCCGCUCAGCGACUCUAUUAUGGGUCAAACCCGAACCAAGGUGCUGCCAUCUUUCUCGUUAUUGCUUCACAGUUCCUGGCGUAUGGCAUCGCAGGUCUGCUUCGUACCGUCCUGGUGCAGCCAGCUAAGAUGUUAUGGCCAAUCAAUAUUCCCGUCAAUACACUAUUAGAGACGUUACACCGCGACAAAGCUGAGACCAAAAAACGGCUCAAAUAUUUCAGUAUAUUCUUUAGCGGUGCAUUUUUUUGGGAGAUCAUCCCAUUGUGGAUCGCACCAAUCUUUCAAGGCAUUUCGAUUCCUUGCUUGGCUCGGCAGGACAGCCUGGUGUAUACCAAUCUAUUUGGAGGAGCGCAGAACAACGAAGGCCUCGGUUUUCUUGGACUUUGCUUUGAUUGGAAUUACAUUGCCGGACUAAACUCGCCUCUUUGGUAUCCGCUCUAUACGCUGGUCAACAGCUUGACAGGAUAUUUGAUAUGUAUUGUCCUAUUCAUGGGAGUUUACUACGGCAACGUGUGGCGAUCUAUGGAUUUCCCAUUCUUGUCGCAGCUACUAUACGACGGGUCGUCUAAUUCCACUAACUUUGUCGAGUACAACCUCACGGUUGUUCUCAACCAUGACAACACAAUUAAUAGCACGCUCGUUGCCGAUCAAGGAUUCCCCUUUCUAUCUGGAUCAUAUGUGGUUUAUCUAAUCACAACAAAUCUUGGCAUUACUGCUGCCAUUGUUCAUAUGCUACUCUGGAAUUAUGGCGACAUCAAGGAGGGGUGGGCUUUUUUGCGCCCGUCUAAUUUGCGAAAACUCACAAACGCUUCAACUUAUAUGUUCUGGCGGAAGCAGAGCAGUGAAUACGAACAAAAUCGGCGGCAGCAGGCCAUUGCCAACGAUGAAGUGGAUCCACACUACAAGCUGAUGAUGCAAAACGGGUAUGCCGAGGUGCCGAAUUGGUGGUAUGGGCUCGUUCUUGUACUAUCAUUUGUCAUCGGCAUCAUAACCCUUUAUUCGAUCAAGUCAACACUGCCUUGGUGGGCUUUUAUUGUAUCGAAUAUAUUUGCCGCACUUUUUAUCCUCUUCUUUGGAGCGCAGAUGGGCCUCACUGGAUUCCAGUUCAACCAACAGCCUGUCAUUCAAAUGUUGAGCGGCUAUCUAUUGCCUGGAAAGCCCUUGGCCAACAUGUACUUCACUGUAUUUGGAUUCAACGGCAUCCAACAAGGUCAGUGGCUGCUGCGCGAUCUAAAAUUGGCUCAGUUGGCGCAUUUACCGCCCAAAGCGACCUUUACAGCCCAAAUGCUGGGCACAAUUAUCGGAGCCAUCAUGGACUACGUGAUGAUGGUCAGUAUUGUGGACAACCAGACAAGCACUUUGCUGUCUAUAGAUGGCACCAAUAUCUGGUCCGGUCAAAAUGUGCAGUCGUAUAACACGCUGGCGGUAGCUUGGUCACUAGCUAAGAAUAUGUUCUCGGUUGGUAGCCAAUACCAAUGGGUCACAUUGUCGUAUUUGCUCGGAUUCGCAGCACCCAUUCCGUUUUGGUUGGCUUGGAAACUAACUAAGCGCGAGUUUUUCCGCGAUGUGAACACAUCGAUCAUCAUUUGGUAUAGUGGUGUGCUUUGCGUCGGCGUCAACUCAUCACUCCUCAUGUUUUUCGGCCUUGGAAUAUUUGCCCAAUUUUACCUCCGGCGCUUUCACCCUGGACUUUUCAUUAAAUACAACUACCUAAUCUCUGCCGCCCUGGAUGGCGGUACACAAGUAAUGGUAUUCAUCCUCAGCUUUGCUGUUUUGGGUGCCAGCGGGACACAAUACAACUUUCCCACUUACGCUCUCAAUAACGGUGGAACAAACAAUAACAAAAACAUCGACUACUGCAUGUUUAAUGCCGCAGACGGUGCUUAG
This is a messenger RNA of Trichoderma asperellum CBS 433.97, 2343 nucleotides long. RefSeq lists its product as uncharacterized. NCBI's taxonomy places the organism in Eukaryota, Fungi, Ascomycota, Sordariomycetes, Hypocreales, Hypocreaceae. Gene Ontology annotation, cellular component: plasma membrane. Gene Ontology annotation, molecular function: oligopeptide transmembrane transporter activity. The record is from RefSeq and is a predicted model, not a curated record. Gene Ontology annotation, biological process: transmembrane transport.